Molecule: messenger RNA, 1089 nt
Organism: Impatiens glandulifera
Lineage: Eukaryota; Viridiplantae; Streptophyta; Magnoliopsida; Ericales; Balsaminaceae
Product: protein BIG GRAIN 1-like B
Exons: 1
Coding region: 66-1007 (313 amino acids)
Biological process (GO): auxin-activated signaling pathway
Source: RefSeq, a predicted model, not a curated record
CUCUCUCUCUCUCUUUCAAACCAUAAAAGAGUUUAAGAAAGCUCAAAACAAAAACAAAAACAAAAAUGUAUAGUUUGGAGAAAUCAUUGAAAAGAAACCAAUCUCGAAAACACCAUCCAAACCCACCAUUAUCAUCAUCCACCAUUCCAUCCUUUUCUUCCACUCUUCUCGACGAAAUCUACAGCUCAAUCGACAUUAAACCCGGCGGAUUAAAGCUUCCCCAUGAAAAGACCUCCACUCGCCGCCGGCAGUCACUGCCUGAGUAUUACAACCCUAAUCCUAUCUCUUCAUGGACCUCAUCGGAUUCCAGCUCCGGCGAUAUGGGUUCUCCGGCAGUGUACAAACCAAGAACAUCUUGUUUUACAGGGGCGCCAAAUUUGAUGAAAAUCAAAACAAUCAUCUCCGAUCAACCGGAUAACAAAUCACCCCAAGUCGAAUCAAAACCAAAAUCCAUGAUCAGUGCUUUGAAGAUGUACAGCAAUUUGAAGAAGGUGAAGAAUUUACCAGUAUCUCCUGGAAUUCGAUUUACCAACUUCAUGAACACUCUGUUUCGCCAUGGAAAUAGUAGAAAAUCAACGAAGCAGUCAAAAUCAACUCAAGAUUCGUCGACAUGUUCUUCUGCAACUUCAUUUUACAGGUCAUGUUUAGCCAAUAAGAGAGAAAAUGAACCAAUCAACAAUGGAGGUAAAAGGACGGUUAGAUUCAAUCCGGUGAGUGUGAUUGUUGACGAUGACUGUUCUGGAAAUGAUUCAGAUAAAUUUGGAAGAAGAACUUAUGGGGGGAAUAGUAAUUACCAAGAGCUGAAUCUAAACAGGAAAUUAGUUGAUAUAAGAUGUUAUUCAAGAGAGGUUGAGGAAGAUGAUGAUGAUGAUAGUGAUACAAGUUCGGAUCUUUUUGAGCUUGAUCAUUUGACAUUCAUGGGAUCAUUUGAGAGAGAUUAUCGGGAAGAACUUCCGGUUAUGAAACUACCCACAUCCAUGAUCCAAACAACUUCUAGAUAUGUUUGAAUGUAAGUUCAUUUUUAAUAUAAAAAAAAAUAAAAUUGUAAAUGUUGAUGUUGGGUAAUUAUGUUUGUUUGUAAAACUCUAA